GAAAGUGAAGCACGAUAUAAAAGCAGUUAACAGGUAUCCUGAAAAUUCAUAUGAGGAUGUGCAUCGGAUGAGUUUAGAAAUUUUGGAAGAGUUCGAAAAAACCAUUCCCUCAGGGAAUGAUCAGAGUCAUGUGACUUCAGUUAAGCCAGAUCUCGAAGUAUCCAUGGAGCAAGAUGAUGAGCAGGAAUCGCUAGAUAAAAAUCAAAUCAUAGAACAGGGUCUAAUACAAGAGCUGUGUGGUACCUUUGACACCUGUUCACCCAUAUCCAGUGAUGACAAUAUCAGCUCUACCAAUACUAAGUCCUCUUGCAAUGGAUCAGAGAAUAUGAUUUUGGGUUCUGCCCAACACUUGUCCUAUCUAUUUGAUACAGCAAUAAAGUCUGGUCAGCAGGAAAUCUUAGACUGGUAUAAUUAUUCACUUGAAUUCGAGAGCAGGGUAAAUGCUCUUACUGCUGAUGGUAGAAUCAAAGAUAAAACGGCAAGAUCAAAGAUUUACAAGGAAAUGAAACCAUUUCUCCCUGCUAAAAUCACACAAGAUAACUUGCGCAAGAAAACUCUUAGGGCUAGAAAACACCUCACGUUAUUUGGAAAAAAUGGAGUUGGGAUAGACAAAAUCAAGUUGGUCUCAUAUAGCGCAACUGAGAUUUCGAAACUAAUUUAUUAAAUGUGAACAGCGUGAAAUUGAGAUAGUUGC
Messenger RNA from Rhizophagus irregularis DAOM 181602=DAOM 197198, 694 nucleotides. Lineage: Eukaryota; Fungi; Glomeromycota; Glomeromycetes; Glomerales; Glomeraceae. The record is from RefSeq and is a predicted model, not a curated record.